AUGCGACUGUCGGUGUUGGCAUUUAUAGUGACUCUGUCCAUUUCCGUGCCAAAGUAUGACGCGUUUUCUUCCUCUACUAACACGGACAAGUCUCGGGUUACACCGCUAAUAUCCGACAUUGAAGACUCAGCAAAUGUGCCUGCAGAGCUGUCCAGUGGUUGGAAAGCCCAAGAUAGUCAGUAUCGCCGACUAAAGCUGUUUGAUCAAUUAAACCCAGCCGACCAUAGUAAAGUUGCCGCUCAAUCAAUAGGUGAGGAAGAUACAGCUGGUGUGAAGGACAAACUACCACAGCUAGAAACUGAACCCCCUCGUUUUGAAAAUGAACAGCGAAAGUUGGCCAAUGCACAUAAAGACGCCAAGUUAAAAAUUCAAGACGAAAUUCUGCUAUUUCGACGCUGUGUCUUCAAGCAUGGAAUUGAACUACGUGCAGUCACAGACGAGAAAGAGAUUGUGCGUCUUGGAGUACGUUUUGCGCGCAUCUUGUUGUUCUCUAUCUGGCCGAAUGCAGCGAACGCCUUUUUGCGGCUUUACUUUCAAGCUGUUGGCGUUAUGAUUCCUACAAUUGUCGUAGGCGUGAUCACAAUAAUGGUCUCUAUUGCUGCAAAUUAUUUUUUAUUUACGGUGCAUUCGGUCGCGUGGGCCUGGGGUUUAACGGGGGCGACUGUCGUAGCUUCAUGGUUUCAACCUAUAGCACUUACGUGGUAUUGUGUAGUCUACAAGAAAUUCUACCUCCGAGUCUGGAAUCAAUGGGACUUUAACGAAACUACUCGCGAGCGCAUGAUCAUAUUCUACAAUAAUUCUGCCACAACAGCCGUCAAUAGUUUAAUGACUGACGCCGCGGCUUCGGUGCUUUUUUUAAUUGCGGCGCAGAUUAUCGCUGCUAAUGCUAUUGUAUCGGGAUUCUGGCGUUUAUUAUGGGCGCUCUUUUGGGGGUUUGGAAUGGGCACACUGUCAUUAUCGUGGCACUGCUCGCGUUGGGUGCUCUUGUUCUUCGUGCGGUUGUAUUCCGAUUGCACACGGCCAACGAAGACUUGCUUAACAUAUGCGCGUCAGAACUGCCAAUUUUUGGGUCAAGUGCAUAUCCAUGCAUGGACCAGUGCAAUAGCUUCAUGGCUCUUCGAGUUGCCCACUGCUUAUAUAUUUGCAGUCGCUCUUAAGAUGGCGCGCAUAGCUGUCAAAAAAUGGAAGUGGAGAAUGACAACGAAGGGUCGAGGGUGGCAGUGCGGAAUACAGUUCUUUCUCUGA
Messenger RNA from Plasmopara halstedii, 1245 nucleotides. Its product is annotated as multidrug oligosaccharidyl-lipid polysaccharide flippase superfamily. Bases 1 to 1245 code for a protein of 414 amino acids. The transcript is spliced from 6 exons. The record is from RefSeq and is a predicted model, not a curated record. Lineage: Eukaryota; Oomycota; Peronosporomycetes; Peronosporales; Peronosporaceae.